Molecule: messenger RNA, 875 nt
Organism: Musa acuminata AAA Group (dessert banana)
Lineage: Eukaryota; Viridiplantae; Streptophyta; Magnoliopsida; Zingiberales; Musaceae
Product: HMG-Y-related protein A-like
Exons: 2
Coding region: 73-636 (187 amino acids)
Biological process (GO): chromosome condensation; regulation of DNA-templated transcription; negative regulation of DNA recombination
Cellular component (GO): nucleus; nucleolus; chromatin
Molecular function (GO): nucleosomal DNA binding; double-stranded DNA binding
Source: RefSeq, a predicted model, not a curated record
GCCACCCCCACCCACCAUUAACGUGUCUGAAAAGCCAAAGCGAGUCAAACUGAGCUCCGCUCUCACUCCCCCAUGGCGACCGAGGAAGUCAGCAAGCCUCCGAGCCAUCCUACUUACCCUGAGAUGAUAAUGGCGGCGAUCGAGGCGCUGGACGAGAAGGGCGGGUCGAACAAGUCGGCGAUCGCUAGGCACAUAGCAUCGACGUACCAGGACCUGUCGGAGUCGCACGCGUCUUUGCUCACCGCGCACCUCGCCCGCAUGAAGGAGAGCGGUGAGCUGCUGUUCGUCAAGAACAACUACAUGCGGCCAGGGCCCGACGUGCCGCCCAAGCGCGGGCGCGGGCGGCCGCCGAAGCCCAAGCCGGAGCUGCCUCCGGGCGAGACAGCGGCACCGCGGCCACCGCCACGCCCGCGCGGCCGGCCGCCGAAGCCUAAAGACCCUGUCGCCGCGGCCGUCGCGAAGGCCACCAGCGGGAUGCCCCGGCGCAGGGGUCGCCCCCCGAAGAAGGUUGCUCGGUCGGCGGGGACGGAGGCAGGGUCUUCAACCGCCCCUGCGACAGCGGGAGGAGGGGUUAAGAGGGGAAGGGGGAGGCCGCCAAAGGUGAAGCCAGCAGUGGCGAGCGAUGACGCCGUCUAAGUGAAGACUGUGGAGUGGAAUGUCGGGUCAACCCCUAAUUGAUGACUUCAAACUUACUGUUAUUGUCGUUUUUUCCUCCCUUUUUUACUUUAAUUUAUUGUCUAUUGCUGUUAGGUUAAUUUGGUCGGGCUGUUUGGGGGAAGGCAAAGAUGGAUGUCUGUAACGUGUACAUUAUGGUGAGAUGUCGUGGUUGACUACGCUAUUGGAAUUGACCGCCGUGAUCAGUGUUGUGUUUACUC